This is a messenger RNA of Closterium sp. Yama58-4, 1440 nucleotides long. The record is from the annotation of a GenBank genome assembly. Lineage: Eukaryota; Viridiplantae; Streptophyta; Zygnematophyceae; Desmidiales; Closteriaceae.
AUGAUCAUGCACUACAUUACUCCUAAAGAGAGCGUCAUUCUCAACGUUCUUGCAGCUGAGGUGGAUUUCACUACAUGCGAAUCCAUUGUCAUGUCGCAAGAGGUUGACGAGGAUGGAGAUCGCACCCUGGCUGUCGUCACCAAGGUUGACCGCGCUCCUGAUGGCCUCUACGAGAAGAUUCAAGGAAAUCCGGUGCGGAUUGGACUUGGCUACGUGUGUGUCCGGAACAAGACUGAAGCUGAUGCAACUCAUGAUGAUGCAAGAAGGGCAGAAGCGGCUUUUUUCAACAAUCAUCCAGAGUUGUCCCAGAUCGAGCCCCAUUGCCUUGGAAUUCCAGCCCUGGCUCAACGCCUGACAGAACUUCAGGCCAAGAGGGUGGCAGACAGCAUCCCACGGAUCAGGCAGGCUAUUCAGAAGGCUCUUGUUGGUAAGGAGUCUGAACUGGAAACCAUUCCAUUUUCCCCCACCACUAGCGCUGCAGCAAUGGGGCUUGUUUCUUCAACACUCCAGAAGAGACGUGACAUGAUGAGUGGUGUCAUGAGCGGCAAGUAUGGCUCAUUUCAGAGCGAUAAAGCAAUGCAUUAUACAGCCAGGCUGCACGAGAAGUUCAACGCGUUUGAGGUUCAAAUGAGGGGUGCUCUUCCAGACUUCCUUGGGACGGACUACUCGGAAAGGUGCAAGGAGGCUUUGAAAGAGGUGGCUGGGAUGUCUCUCCCGAACAUGUUUGACCUGGUUGUGGUGAAGCAGCUGGUUCAAGAGGUGGUGGACAGCAUUGAAGGGCCGUGCCUGCAGCUGGUGAAUGACUGCUUCGCCUAUGCAACUCAGGUGCAGCAGGCUGUGGCGUCACACGUCUGUGGGCUGUACCCUGGACUGAAAAAUGUUGCUCAUCUUCAAGGCACGAAUGCGAUGAGGAAGGCCAAGGAGUCAGCAAACCGCUACAUUCAGGACUUGUUGGCAAAGGAGAAGGAGGUUAUCUUCACGCUCAACCAUUACUACAUGGACACGGUGUCCAAAAUCCAUGAGAAAAUGGCUGAACACAAAAAAUCGCAGCCCAGUGGUUCCAAUCAAGCUGCUUCGCCUGUUCCCACUAUUGAAGACUUCGCCUCCAGCACUGCUUCACUCGCUAACCUGAUAAGCAAUGACGAUAAGGCUGCGAGGGAUUUGCAGGUCAACAUGUUUUCGUAUGCCAAGGUGAUGCAUAAGCGGCUGUGUGAUGUGAUCCCCAUGGAGAUACGGAUGUGCCUUGAGAAUGCACUCCUGGAUGGCACUGAUGGCGCUAUGUGGCGGGAGAUUCAUGGUGGGGACAUCACCAAGAUAGUAGCCUUGAAGGGUGCUGAUCAGCAGCGCAGGGCUCGUUUGGAGGAGAGCAUUGAACGUCUGAAGGCAUCUGAAGCCACGCUGCUGUCGCUUGCUUUUGAUGUUCCUAGUUUGCUAGCGUAG